AUGGGUCAACAACAGACAAAAGAGGCCGGCUCGGCCGGUGCUUCCGCGUCCCACUCGAGUCACGCACGUUCCUCUUCUCGAGCCAUGACACCAUCCACCUCCGCCAACCUAGUCGCCUCACUCUCCGCAACCAGUCUAGGUCCUCCCUCCCCACCACCUCUUCCCGCUCAUCUCGGCGACUCGGUCAAAGUCGACCAAGGCGGUCUCAUCCCACAUGGCCUCUACACAGCUCCCAAAGACUACGAUCAGCACUUUGUCCGUCAAAGCAUUCUCGAUCGUCGACUGGCUCCCUUCUGCAAAGGUAGUGACGACGAGGUGGGAUAUGCAGACAAAAAAUUCAACAGCGAAUGUCCCAUUUGCUUCCUCUACUACCCUUCUCCACUCAAUUUUUCACGAUGCUGUCAUCAGCCCAUCUGCUCCGAAUGCUUCGUUCAGAUGAAACGUGCUGAUCCGACUUCCACCAAUCCACCCUCUUCGCAGCCUCGCUCCUGUCCCUUUUGCGUCGAGCCUGAGUUCGGUGUCACGUAUGUGCCGCCAGAGGCGCUACAGCGAGGUCGACGAUCCAGUGGAAGCGCAAGUGACAGUCCCAAUGACGCAACGGAUGCCGCCAACUUUGCCGAGAUGGCCAUUGGCACAGGCGGUGUAGGCCUACAGGGCGCAGGCAAGAAGAAGAUUCUCCCAGCCGAUCAUCCGAAUGUGAUCACCGUCGAUCAGGUCAGACCGGAUUGGCAUAUUAAGCUGGCUCAGGCCGAAGCUGCUGUAGCUCGAAGGGCAAACCGAAGGGUUAUUAUGCGACAAGUGGGCGAUCGACUCAUUCCUAUCGGCAUUUCUUCCUCGCGGAUGGGUGCUGAUCUCGCUGCUGCUGCCGAGAGCGGUAGGAUCAAUUUGAACGGGCCUGGUGGCAGUAUUAUCUUGAAUGAAGGCCAGAACUGGCCAGCCAGCACGGCAGGUGUCACCACUUCGCGUCGACGCAGUAGUCGACCUAGUCGUGGUGCUGGUGAAGGCUUACCUGAGUUUGCGCGCCUGAUCCGGAUGGGUGCAGGCGAGGAUAUAGAAGAGGCCAUGGUGAUCGAAGCGAUGCGUUUGAGUUUGCUCGAGCACGAGGAGCAGCAACGUAAGCAGGCGGAGGAGGAAAAAAAGAAGAAGCCCCAAGUAGCAACUGCAGCAGCUUCGGCAACAUCUCCUGAGUCGACGUCUAACCAUCUUGCAUCAAGCAGCACACCACCACCACCACCAGCACAGUCAGUCUUGCAAGGAACCGAAGCAUCGCAGCCAAGCACAGCCCCUGCUUCUUCUUAUUCGGCACCAAUCCUUCCACCUCCUGCAACCUCUGUCGACCCCGCAUCCCUCGGCCUCUCCCAGACAACAAUGGACGAGCUCCGUGAGCUUAUCGACGGUGGUCCCUCCCCGCCAGCUUCCAACGCUCCAUCCUCUUCCUCCCCCUCUCCCACUGGAGGUGCAGGCGGAGAGUCGAGCAGACGACUCCGAUCAUCCAUCCCAGCACCUGCACCCGUACCCGUCCCCGAACCCGUAGCAAGGAUGGCUCCAGUCCUAGCAGAAACGCACAGCAUCAGCACUCAGCAUAACUACCCUUCUCCUCCCCCUGAAACAGAUUCGAAUGUGGGCAAGCACCAGGGAGCGACGACAUACUCGACUACAACGGCCAGCUAUGAUCCUAAUUUGAGCGCACCGGGCAGUCCGAGCAAUUCCGAGUUCCCUGCUGCUGCAGGUGUGGCGAGGAGUAGGAUUGUCAACCCGAACAACCCGUUCCGGAAGAGUAUGGGAGAGCACCCUUCCUAA
This is a messenger RNA of Ustilago hordei, 1800 nucleotides long. RefSeq lists its product as uncharacterized. Gene Ontology annotation, cellular component: cytoplasm. The coding region runs from base 1 to 1800 and encodes 599 amino acids. The record is from RefSeq and is a predicted model, not a curated record. The transcript has a single exon. Lineage: Eukaryota; Fungi; Basidiomycota; Ustilaginomycetes; Ustilaginales; Ustilaginaceae.